ACCAAACGCAACACCACAGCACGUACGCACCACCUUGAUCAAGCUGCCCUGAGGUCAUCAUCACUCAAAGUAAGAAAGAGGGUAGCGACCGACAAGCCAGGGGACGCAGGCACGUAUACCUUGUUACUUACACACAGCAAGAAGUGAGCGAAGAUGUGCGGCGGUGCAAUCCUCGCCGAGCUCAUACCGAGCGCGCCGCCCAGGAGCGUCACGGCGGUCCACCUCUUGCCCAAGCGGCCGAGGGUCGACGACUUCGAGGCUGCUUUCAAGCGCUUCGACGAGGACUCUGCGGAGGAGGAGGUGCUCCAGCGCGCGGGCUUCGAGUUUGGCGCCCACAGGCAGCCGGCAGCGAGGCGCGGUGGCAGUAGUCCGGCACAGUACAGGGGCGUCCGGCGCCGGCCGUGGGGCAAAUGGGCGGCAGAGAUCCGCGACCCCGUCAAGGGCGUCCGGGUCUGGCUCGGCACCUUCCCCUCCGCCGAGGCCGCCGCGCACGCCUACGACGACGCCGCCCGCGACUUCCGCGGCGCCAGCGCCAGGCUCAACUUCCCCUCUUCGUCCACGAGCGCACCCAAGCGCCACGUGGCCGCGAAGGCGACGCCGUGCCUUGUUAUUGACCUCGUCGACGACGAAGAGGGUGAUGCUGGAGCAGCGGAUGCCGGCGGGAUGAGUUCCGAAUCAAGCGGCGCCCUGCCGGACUUCUCGUGGCAGGGCAUGUCCGCGUCCGACGAGGUCAUGGCGCAAUAUGUCCAUGCUGAAGUGGAGUCCAGCCAGUCCGUCGUCGACCUGGCCAGCCCCAAGAAGCGGCCCCGGAUCGAAGCCGACGCGGUUCUGCCGGCAGCGUCCGACGACUCCGCCAACCAACUGUUAGAUCCUUUCAUGUUCGAUGACCAAUUCGGUUUCUUGGACAGCAGCUCGUACGAGUGGCUGGAUAGCCUGUUCGGCGCCGAUGCCGAGAAGAUCGACGACAGCCAGCUGGGGCUCUGGAGCUUUGGCGACGAUGACUGUCUCGCGAGGACAGCGCGCGCGUGCAAGUAGAGUAGUACUGUAUCAUCAAAGACAAAAGGAUACGUACGACACUCGCAAGUGUUUGAGGCUCCCCCCACACCUUGUUGAUGAUCUCGCUUUCAUCAAAGAAAUUAAAACACCUUGUUGAUGAUGUAAAAACUUCGUUGUUUUGGGAUUGCAAAAUAUCUGUCAACUGAGACAUAGCAAAGUCUCAAUCAAUACUAUAUUCGUGAGAUCUUACAUGAA
Triticum aestivum (bread wheat) is the source of this 1251-nucleotide messenger RNA. Its product is annotated as ethylene-responsive transcription factor ERF112. Lineage: Eukaryota; Viridiplantae; Streptophyta; Magnoliopsida; Poales; Poaceae. The record is from RefSeq and is a predicted model, not a curated record. Gene Ontology annotation, biological process: regulation of DNA-templated transcription; ethylene-activated signaling pathway. The transcript has a single exon. The coding region runs from base 154 to 1035 and encodes 293 amino acids. Gene Ontology annotation, molecular function: DNA binding; DNA-binding transcription factor activity.